AUUUAAUGCCCAAAACUGUAUCACGUAAUAUCGUCUGCAAGUGUGUGUACAUUCAUUUUUUUUGUUUAAUUGAGCCCGUAUCAGACGGGUUCUGUUUAAAACAAUGUUUUAUGACACAAUUCGAAAUCGCCAACAUAGUAUGGACAAAUAUAUUUUAUAAAAUCCCGACAGCGCUGUUUUAUCGGCAAUUUUGAAUCUCAAAGGUCUUUAAUCGAAGGUGGUGCAGAACAAGCCAAUCGUGAGUCGACAUAUAUUCGCUGCUCCUCGAGUAUCAAAUAAUUUCCCUCCAAAGAGGCUUUGCGCACACUGCCAGCGGUGACGCUGUGUUUAUUAAAUUGAACUUUCAAAUCCUAGCAGUCGUUUUCGUCGAAUGUGUUGCUGCGUGCGUCGCAUGGUCUGCAGGUACGUUUGGCCUGUGAAGCGCAAGAAAGCUUGAAGACGCAAUUUAUUCAGUGGUUGAAUAAAUUGCGCGCCGAACAACGACGCAUAUCUUUGGCCAGUGUGAUGAGCGCGAAGAGAUUCUGUCUGUUAAUCGCUUCGUCCCUCGUGUUGUACGCCGUGGUCACAGCGCUCGUCAAGACAAAUUACAUUCCGUUUGGGCAAACGCGUAAUUUUUUGAGGAUGCAAUUUAUUCAACAUGGAAUGAUCAACAGUAGUGAAAUUACGCGUAACGCAAACACGAAGCUCGAAGAUGCGUCUCCAUCGACGCGUACAUACUCACAGCAACUUGGAAACUUACAAUUCCGUCUCAAGUACAACGUAUCGCUCUCUCCUGAUUGCUACGCGAUAACCCGUCCAGCCGAAAGCGGGAAUUCAAUAUCUCUCGCAGUAGACAGGAAAUUCAUAAGCCAGCAUGAGACUGCGGUUGAAAUAGCGAGCAAGCUGGGAAAACCUGUGAAGCGUUUUCCAACCACCUUAAUCAUCGGUGUACGAAAGGCUGGUACCCGCGCUUUGCUGGCUAUACUCAGGCUGCACCCGCAAGUGAAAUCGUGCGGGCCUGAGGUGCAUUACUUCGACCAACGGUACCCGCGCGGUGUGCAAUGGUAUUUAGAACAAACCGCAAAGGUACGAAGCGAACAACAGACCAUCGAGAAAACCCCCAGUUAUUUCGUGGUUCGAGGCGUGCCCGAACGAGUUCUAGAGUACUCGAAAGCCAUCAACAAAACUCUAAAGUUUCUGGUCAUCUUCAGAGAUCCUACGAUACGCGCUGUGUCGGAUUACGUCCAACUCAACCUGGGAGUUCAAGCGAAAUACAAUCGAGUGUUGAAACCAUUCGAGAAGAUGGUUAUGAAGAAUAACUCCGCAUUCGAGAUCGACACUUCAUGGGGUGUUGUGAAGACGGGCGUUUACUCAAAACAUUUGGAAAGAUGGCUUCGGUACUUUCCGCGGGAAUGGUUUCACUUCGUGAGCGGCGAAGAGCUGGUUCGCGAUCCUUUCCAGGAAAUUAAAAAAGUCGAGAAAUUCCUAGAAAUUUCACCGUAUUUCCAGAAAUCAAAUUUCGUCUUCAACGCACAGAAAGGUUUCCCUUGCUUUCGCGGAACGGAGAAUAAAAACGAGCGAUGCCUGGGGAAGACUAAAGGACGGGCACACCCAACGGUCCAUCCCAGAAUUCUAAGCGAGCUUCGUAGCUAUUACGCACCGUUCAAUGAACAGCUGUACAAAAUGACAGGAAGAAAUUUUCAGUGGCCGUAGCACUGUUUGAAAUUGCGCGCCAAACGUUAGACUGAUAUUAUUUAUUAUUUGUAUAUAAAGUAUUAUUCUGUUUUCAUUGAUAAGAAAUUGUUUUACAU
Messenger RNA from Dendronephthya gigantea, 1790 nucleotides. RefSeq names its product heparan sulfate glucosamine 3-O-sulfotransferase 5-like. Lineage: Eukaryota; Metazoa; Cnidaria; Anthozoa; Malacalcyonacea; Nephtheidae. The coding region runs from base 505 to 1692 and encodes 395 amino acids. The record is from RefSeq and is a predicted model, not a curated record. The transcript has 2 exons. Gene Ontology annotation, molecular function: [heparan sulfate]-glucosamine 3-sulfotransferase activity.